Aureobasidium subglaciale EXF-2481 is the source of this 1924-nucleotide messenger RNA. RefSeq lists its product as uncharacterized. Gene Ontology annotation, molecular function: FAD binding; Delta24(24-1) sterol reductase activity. Gene Ontology annotation, biological process: steroid metabolic process. The record is from RefSeq and is a predicted model, not a curated record. Gene Ontology annotation, cellular component: membrane; cytoplasm. Lineage: Eukaryota; Fungi; Ascomycota; Dothideomycetes; Dothideales; Saccotheciaceae. The transcript has a single exon. Bases 174 to 1796 code for a protein of 540 amino acids.
AUUGUUACCUGCUUCAGAUACCCUGAAGCUCCAUAGACAAAUCUCGGAAUAGAUCCACCACCUCAACACUUAUACCUGAUCAUAACUCAUGUCAACACAGUCAAUCCGUGUUACAUCUCAAGAAUCUCAAUAGACCAAUCCACCCACAAGGGUAGAAUCGACUUCAAGAGAUCAUGUCAAACAAGAGUGUCUCACUCGAGGCACACGCUCAACGGACUAAGCGAGUAGCAUCUCAAGUCCGCUCGUUCUACGACAGAAAGGAACCCUUCCGGAUAUUCCAUGGCAGUACUAGCAGCACAAGACGCCAGGAGCAGGACCGCAGUAAAAUGGUAUCAACCAGCGACUUCACCGAGAUUCUGAAGAUCGACCCAGAAAAGCGCAUUGCUGUUGUCGAGCCAAAUGUCUCUAUGGAGAAGCUUGUCGAUGCCACAUUACAGUAUGGCCUAGUUGCACCUGUCAUUAUGGAGUUCAAAGAAAUCACUGUUGGUGGUGGAUUCAGUGGUACUUCUGGCGAGAGCAGCUCUUUUCGACAUGGUGUUUUCGAUAAUAUCGUAAAUAGUAUCGAGAUUGUGCUGGGAGACGGAGAGAUUGUGCAAGCUUCCCGCACGGAGAACUCGGACUUGUUCCACGGAGCUGCAGGUUCAUUUGGCACUCUCGGAGUGGUUACACAGAUCGAAGUCCAACUAGUGGAGGCUGGCAACUUCAUGGAACUGGAGUACCACUCUGUGUCGAGUGCUCCAGACGCCGUGAAAGUCAUCGAGCAUUACACCGCCAACGAGGACGUUCAAUAUCUGGACGGUAUCAUGUUCUCCAAGACCAGCGGAGUGAUCAUCGCAGGUCGAAUGGCCAGCAAACCAUCUCCAAGAUGCAAAAUCACAAAGUAUCUUUCACGAUCAGAUCCCUGGUUCUACGUCCGAGCCCAAGAAAUCCUCAACCACGACAUCCCGGCCUCGAGCACCAAGACCUUCACCGAAUGUGUACCCAUCAAAGACUACCUCUUCCGUUUCGACAGAGGAGCCUUCUGGGGCGGCUACUACGCCUUCAAGUAUCACUUCGCUCCCUUCAAUAAACUGACCCGCUACCUCCUCGACGACCUCAUCCACACAAAAACAAUGUACUCCGCUCUCCACAAAUCCGGUCUCGCAAACGAAUUUAUCGUCCAAGAUAUCGGGUUCCCAUACUCCACAACACCAGACUUCAUCGAUUACCUAGAUGAAAGCUUCAACCUCUACCCUCUCUGGUUAUGCCCACUGAAACUCAAUGCGCCUUACCCUCUAAUGCCAAAAGGAAAACACUACUCCCAAGACACCGUCCGCGUCAUAAACAUAGGAGUAUGGGGACCAGGCCCCCGCAACCACACCUCCUUCACCGCCGCAAACCGCGCCAUAGAAGCCAAAACCGCAGCCCUCGACGGUCUAAAAUGUCUCUACGCCCACGCUUUCUACACCUCUUCCGAAUUCUGGUCCUUGUACGAUAAACCCCACUACGACACCCUGCGCCAAAAAUACCACGCUGAAAUUUUACCUUCUGUAUUUGACAAGGUGACGAAAAAUGGCAUGGAUGGGGAAGAAGGGGGUGUAUUUGAGAGGUUGAAGAAUGUUAGGCCUGUAAGGGGGAUUUAUGGUGCGCUUUGUGUGUUUUGGAGUGGGGGGUUGCCGUUUGCGUGGGUGCAUCAGGGAUUGAGUGUUGUUUUGUCGCCGUUGCUGUUAUUUAUUUUUGUUAGUGCGUGGAUUGUGUCGUUUGCAAAGGAUAUUUUGGGGUUGAGACAGAGAAUUGGAAAGGUGCAUGUUGAGUAGAAAGGUUUUGGUUGGGUGAUUUUUAAAAAAAAAAAAGAAAGAAAAAAAAAGAAGGAUGUCUAUACCCAAAAACACAACCUUCAAGAUAUGUCAUCACAUGACUCUCACAAUUCAACUUAGCUUUCCAU